GAAGAAGAUGAUCCGCCUCUGUUUCUCUGAAUGAUGCAGGCAAACGGCCCUCGGAUCGAGCUCGGGCAAUUAAAUCAGCUCGCGCUCCCUCUCGGGAUCCGGAUCCUUUUUCAUCAUCGAUUAAUCGACUUCCGCAAUCUUCAUCCUCAAACUUAACGGGCCGUACAUUAUAGUUUUAUUUCAACAAUUUUGUGCUUAUCGACAGGAAAAUAAGCUAUCAUGACACUGAUGCAGCUUUUUGGGUCAUUGUUUAUCGCAUAUGGUCCAGCAUUCUCUCUCUUUCUCUUCACCAUUUCAAGAGAACCUUUGAGGAUUAUUGUUAUGAUGGCUGGAAUGUUCUUCUGGUUAUGUUCCCUAUUGACUUCAUCUGUGUUAUGGUUUGCUGUCUGGCCUCUGAAAGGACAAAUAUCAUUUGGACUGACAUUCUCCAUAUUAUUCCAAGAAAUAUUCCGCUUCAUUUAUUACAAACUUCUGAGAAAAGCUGAAGAUGGUUUGCAGCAGUUUAACCAGACGUCACCAGAACAACAACAACAAGCUCGGACUGUCAAUGGGGAUAGUACAUCAGACAAAGCCAGACAUGGAUAUGCUUAUGUUGCUGGACUUGGAUUUGGUACAAUGAGUGGAAUCUUCUCCUUUAUCAACGUAUUAGCUGAUUCCAAAGGACCAGGAACUGUUGGUAUCCACGGUGAUCCUCAUGAUUUCCUCAUUACAUCAGCCUUCUUAACAUCGUGUUUCAUCUUGCUUCACAUCAUGUGGAAUGUUAUCUUUUAUUGGGGUUUUGAGACAAGACGUUACUGGGCAGUGAUUAUUGUUGUGGCAUCUCACUUCCUUGUAUCAGAGCUGACUCUGUUGAACAAGGAUCAGCUUUAUCAAGUCACUCUGCCUAUUGCCUACGCCACACUGGCCAUCAUGUCUCUCUUCGCCUUCUUCAUCGCUGGAGGAUCCAGCCGCAGUAUUAAGCAAGCUUUCUCAUUACAGCGAUCACGAUACGCUCUCUAAGUCAACUCAAUGCCUUCUUCAUCCACUUGAUAUACAUGUGAAAUACUUAAUGGUAAGAAAGAUUGAUGUUGUAGAUGCCCUAUUGGAUAUUGGUCCAACUUAUUUCUUUUAUUUUGUAAUAGUUAUUCACCAUGGAAUGUUUUUUUUUUAUAAUUAACGUUGAUUCGACUAGUCCUCCUUGCCACCACGGUGCACUGUAAACAUACCAUAGAGAGUUACAAACAAUCUUAUUGCCGGUGGGCAUCCGAACCGUAACCCAUUUCAGAGAAAAUCGACUUCAAAGUUUACUAUUAUUUUCACACUUAGUUCCCCAGCCUUGGAACAUAUUCAUUGCUAGAAAAUUCAUGGUUGGAAAGACCAAGACCAUUGCUUGACAUUGGUAUCCUUAUUUUAACACAAAGCCAAGGAUCAGAGAAAAUAUCGCAAAAGAGCUCCAUGCUUGUAAUUUUGGUUUGAGCGGAUAAGAUUUCCCCUGUACAUAAACCCCUUAGGGGAUGUAACAGAUAUGGUAUUUGAACAUGUAAUGGAUGUUCGUUGUGACAUAAUUCCGUGAGAAGGUGCAAUGAUUUAGUUUCACAGCAGUAUCUUGUAUAUAGGUUCCUAUUAUUCCCCAGGUCUUGUACCAGCCAAUUACAGUCCGACCUCUCUUAUCAGGACACAUUGGGACCAGCACCAAUCCGGAUAAGGGAUUUAUCCAGAUCUGGGAGACCCAAUAUUAAAUACACGCAGCUGCCUCUCCAACGGCGGUAGCUACACGUAAUUCAUUGUAGUGGGCGUACAGUCAGUAUUCACUGCAGUGUCAGUGCAAAUUAUAGGCUGAAUUUUUACGGAAAUGAAAUCGAUCGAUGGCCAAAACUCUUUGAUAUUUUACCUGCUAAAAUGAUUGAGGUAUACAUCAAGCAUACCUCGCAAGGAAGAGAAUGACUCGAUAACACUAAGUUUUACAAUUGAAUCAUCGCGGCGGGUAUUGCAGCUUCGCAAUGUCAGCCAUUGUUGUACUGACUGUAGGCUCAAACAUGAUAGAUGGCGCUGUCCGUAUUGGGCCUAGCACUAGCUAGCGAGAAAUGUGUUGUUUUUUAACCGGGGGAAAAAAAGAGGACGUGAUGAAAUGUUUGCGCUGCGCCCUGAUUUACUGGAAAAUUAUCCUGUCUAAGUUCAUUUGGUGAAUUGGGUGAGAUUUUUUCAUGAAAAAUAAUGAGCUUGUAGGUAGACUAUAUUGAAAAAUAUAAGUAAUCAAAGUGAGUUUGCGUAGGAUUCAGUUAAGAUUGAAAUCUCAUUUCCCCAUGCACUAGAUUGAAUUGAAAAAAAAAAUAUCGGCAAGUGUGCAUCCGGAUAAAAGAGAGAUCCGGAUAAGGGGAGGCCAGAUAAGAGAGCAUACCUUGAACAUACCUUUAAGUGCCACACUUCCAUCUUCACGUAGGUAGAUAUUAGUGUGGCAGGGUUUGGGGAGCUUUGUAGCCCAUUAAUAACCCAAGUUUGAAAGUCUCUGUUUAAAGCUGAGAGGUCGGACUGUAAUCGUUUUAGAAUGAAAUUAAUUUAUUUUACCAUUUCAUAACGGUCACAAUACAGAGAUUAGACAGCUAUUCAUUAAGUCUCAACUAAGCCAGAAAAUGUAAAAAAAAAUCUUUUGUUUUUCAUUGAAGCAUCAUCAUGUGACUUAUUUAAUUACAUAAAGUUGAUUUAUUAAAAAAAAAUGAAUAUUUAUUUCCAGCAUUUGAAUUUACUUCGAUUUUGAUCACCAAGGAAUUAUCUACAUUUACACUUCACCAUAGUAUAAAAUAAGUAUACUAUUACUAUGGCAUAGUACACUUGUUUCAUAUUUUUGUUUCCAAUUGAACUCAAUGGCCCGUAUUCUGAAGUCAGGUUUAACUUAAACUCAGGUUUGAAGUUGUGGUUUAAGUAUGAAUAGCCAAUUGUUACAUAAAUCACUAACAGUAGAGAUAUAAUAUUUCAUCUCAUUUGGCUCUCAAAUCAUUCAUAAUUGUCUAGGAAGUAUAAAUAGAUAAUUGUCUUCACCAUCGAUGAAUCAGGAAAGAGCACAGUAAACAUAAGAAACAUACAACUUAAUAAAAAAAAUUGACACUUUUGGCUUCUCAUAAGUUUAGCACAGAGUUAGAUCGUGGUCUAAGUUAAACCUGACUUCAGAAUACGGGCCAAUAUGUACAAAAUGGAAGUUAUGUAUUAUUUAUUUCUAAAAUUCAACGAAUGUUAUUAAGAAAUUCCAAUCAUUCAAUUUAUGUAAUCAUUUAUGGGCAGGUUUACUUAUGAGCUCGUUUUACUGUGCUAUGAAGAAGAGGUGUUGUGUUUGAUAAAAAGAAACCGAAUGGAUGCUACAUGUACAAAUUCAAGAACAUUAUGUAGUUUGUACAACUUUAGAUGUUAUUUAUUUCAUACAAAAUUUAUAAAUACAAUCCAUCCAUAGUGGAUAUCAUUAGAUUAUCAGAGCAGGCACAGUGCAUGCGCAUAUUCGUUCUGCUAGUUACAAUAGCAUUGCCUCAUUUCAGACUACAUUGUGAAAUAAUUUUUGAAAAAAAAGUGUGGUAUAAGAAACCAGAUUGCAUGUGGAUACUUUAUAGGGUACAUGUAUAUAUUGACUGGCUUUGAUAGUCUUUGAAUUGAAAAUGAUUUCCCUACUUUGGUACAGAAAAGUGUUCUGCAUGAAUAUUUUUAAAAAGAAGUAAGUUUCCCCAAUUUAAAUUGGCAGAACAUUUUUUGAAUACUUUUUCAAGCCAAAAUACUUUGUUAGGGUGUUACACUUCAUUACUGACUUAUAUAUGUAUAUGAAAAUAAAAUUGAUCUGUUGGAUAUGAACAUGUUUAAAAUAUUUGUAACAAAGUUUCCCCAUCUCUCUUUCUCUCUCUUUAUUUCUCCCCCCUCCCAUUUCCUUGUAUUUUCUUGUUCUUGAAGGGUAGGGUUAUAUAUCCUAUUAUAGAGUUAUAAGGUUAAAACUUCAAUCCAUCUUUUUUUUUAAUGAGGUUAUUUUGCAACAUGUAAAAGAACAUUUCCAACUACUUGUGUACAUUUGUACCGUAAUCAUGAUUGUUCUUGAUUUGUAGAAAUUUAUAUUGUGCAAGUCGCACUGUUCAUGUACAGACAUAAUAAACUGCAAUGUAACAAUGUA
Lytechinus pictus (painted urchin) is the source of this 4120-nucleotide messenger RNA. RefSeq names its product gamma-secretase subunit Aph-1-like. The coding region runs from base 220 to 999 and encodes 259 amino acids. Gene Ontology annotation, biological process: Notch signaling pathway; protein processing; positive regulation of catalytic activity. The transcript is spliced from 7 exons. Gene Ontology annotation, molecular function: protein-macromolecule adaptor activity. Gene Ontology annotation, cellular component: gamma-secretase complex; membrane; endoplasmic reticulum. Lineage: Eukaryota; Metazoa; Echinodermata; Echinoidea; Temnopleuroida; Toxopneustidae. The record is from RefSeq and is a predicted model, not a curated record.